Molecule: messenger RNA, 647 nt
Organism: Trifolium pratense (red clover)
Lineage: Eukaryota; Viridiplantae; Streptophyta; Magnoliopsida; Fabales; Fabaceae
Product: transcription factor PRE3
Exons: 2
Coding region: 235-513 (92 amino acids)
Biological process (GO): regulation of DNA-templated transcription; regulation of growth
Molecular function (GO): protein dimerization activity
Source: RefSeq, a predicted model, not a curated record
CCCAUGCAUUAUAGUAUACUUGUUUCAUUAUCUUUCUCGUUCUCCAACAUCACUAUCCCUUCCCCAUUCCUUGUUCCUACCUACCUACUCACUACUUAGUUCAAUUUGUCUCCCACAUUUCCAUACUAUACCAAAUCACUAAGAUAUAUCACAUCACAUAUACAUCCAAAACUAUAGUAUAUACUUGUUUUCUAGGUUUCACUUGUAGGCUUAAACUUUAUUAAUUUUAUCAAGAUGUCUAGUAGGAGGUCACGGUCAAGGCAAACAAGUAGUUCAAGGAAUAUCACUGAUGAUCAGAUCCAUGAUCUUGUCUCCAAGUUGCAGCAACUUCUUCCUGAGAUUCGCAACCGGAGCUCCGACAAGGUUUCAGCUUCGAGGACAUUGCAGGAAACUUGCAACUAUAUUAGAAACUUGCACAGAGAAGUGGACGAUCUAAGCGAGCGUUUGUCUGAGCUAUUAGCUACAACAGACACAGCACAAGCAGCAAUAAUUAGAAAUUUACUUAUGCAAUAGAUUUCUCAUCAUGUUUCAUUAAUUAUUCUUAGUUAGUAUGUACUUCAGUAUUUUCUUCUUCAUUUUCGUGCUUCACUUCUUUUGUAUUUCCUAAUUUCAUCCACUUAAUGCAAGUUUUUCUAGUUUAAUUUAAA